Molecule: messenger RNA, 2362 nt
Organism: Euleptes europaea (tarantolino)
Lineage: Eukaryota; Metazoa; Chordata; Lepidosauria; Squamata; Sphaerodactylidae
Product: two pore channel protein 1-like
Exons: 18
Coding region: 129-2261 (710 amino acids)
Biological process (GO): transmembrane transport; monoatomic ion transport
Cellular component (GO): membrane
Molecular function (GO): monoatomic ion channel activity
Source: RefSeq, a predicted model, not a curated record
UUCUUCUUUAUCAACAGAGCCUUCUCCUGGCAGCAGCUUAUGUCUAUGAUGCCCAGUAUAACAGAAAUAUCCCCUUUGAGACUUCAUCACAAGCAGUCAGGCUUUAUUAUCUUUAUAACCACUGGGCUAUGCAAGCGGCCACCUACUUCUUUAUUUUUGUUGACCUCUCUCUUGCCCUGUUUGAAGAACCGGCUGCAUACCCACUUCCUUUCUUGGCUACCUCAUUGGUUGAAGUCAUGUGUCUUUUGGUGUUUUUCGGACGACUCUUCCACUUUGCAAAAGUUACACCUCGUGAUGUGUUUUGGAAGGAUCUAAAGAAUAUCUGCAUCAUGAUAGCUAUCCUGAUGACCUUGGUUGACCUAAUUAUCUAUGGAUCUCUUAGGAUCUCGAACAUUCAGAGCGUCAGGUGGUCAAGAACCAUGAGGCCCAUCUUCUUAAUAAACUUUGCAGAAAGUCGACAGAUCCGAAGGGCAUUCCGUAGCAUCCGUAACACCCUGCCUGAGAUCACCUACGUCUUUCUUCUGUUCAUGUUCAGCGUUCUGAUGUUUUCUCUUAUGGCCUUGAAACUCUUUGGGGACAGGAAUCUGAAGACAGUGGAGGGCUUGCCAUAUUUUACAGAUUACCUGAACAUCGUUUUUGAUAUGUAUGUGCUGGUGACCACGGCAAAUAGUCCCGAUGUCAUGAUGCCAGCUUACAAUUUCAGUGGGUGGUACUGCUUGUUUUUCAUAACCUAUGUGAUUAUCAACACCUACAUCUUUAUGUCCGUCUUCUUGGCUGUGGUGUACAACAACUACAGGAAACACUUAAAAAAUGAGAUCCGUAAACUUGUUUACAUGAAGCGUCGCAAGAUGAUAGAAGCCUUCAACCUAUUGAAGAUCAAGGAGGGAACGGAGUUUGUUGUCAAAGAGGACAAGUGGAAGAGUUUGAUCAAACUGGUGGCUCCUGACAUCAGCACGUCUCAUCGAGAACUUCUGUUAAGGAUAUCUGACGAAGAACAAAAAGGCCACGUGGACAAAAAAUCUUUUGUCCGUCUGGCUGAUCUUCUGAAUAUACAGGUGAUUACGAUGAAGCUCCGUAGUCACCCCCUCGCAAUCUGGUUUCCGCAUGUGUACAACUCUGCUUCCAGCCUCUGCAUACGCAGUAUAGUUCAGCACAAGGGAUUCGUUUGGAUGUAUGAUGUAAUCAUACUUAUUAAUGCAGUCUUCAUAGCUCUGGAUGAGAAAAAUCCAUUUAUCUCAUAUGCAGAGUGGGUGUUCCUUUCUCUGUACAUAGUUGAGAUCCUCCUGAAGCUGUACACCUAUGAACCCAGAACCUUUUUUGCAAGGAACCAGUUCUGGAACUGGUUUGAUACUUUUAUCAUUAUUUCUGCCUUGAUAGCGACAGUGCUCAACACUACACUUAAAUCAGUGACUGUAUACAACAGCCAACAAGUACUGGACAUCGUGUUCAUUCUGCGAGUUCUUAGGCUCAUACGGAUUAUCGACAGUAUACAAAGGUUCCGUGUGAUCAUGAAUACGCUCAUAAACAUUGUACCUACAAUGCUGACCUUUGGUGGGUUGGCUCUGGUGGUAUAUUAUAUCUUUGCCAUUGUUGGGAUGGAAAUUUUCCAUGGGAAGGUCCAGUUCUUUGCUGGAAACACCACCGCGCAGCAUGCCUCAUACUGCGGAAACCCCUCUCUAAAGGACUCUGCAUUUGCUCAUUCCAAAUAUUGCAAGAACAACUUCAAUGACAUUGUGUCCUCUUUCAUUGUCCUAAUGGAACUCACGGUUGUCAACCAGUGGCAUGUCCUUGCCAGUGGAUUUGCCCUUGUGACUCAUCAGGCUGCGAAACUGUACUUCAUCAUCUUUCAUAUCGUCGUGGUUAUUAUGAUUAUUAACAUCUUUGUAGCAUUUAUUCUGGAAGCUUUUUUUGUGGAAUAUUCCCUUGAAAAGAGCGAAGUAGAAACUGCCAUCGAAAAGAAAAUCCAAGAACUCGGUGUAGGAAUCCAGGAGGAAGAACUACUGGAUGGCAAACUAGUAGACAACAUGGAAACCAGUGAAAAUGACCUUGGAGGUGAAGAGGGGACAAUAACAAAGAAGAAACCUAAAGGGCUGAUGUUCAAAAUUGCUUCAAAAAGAUACAGGACAGUGGAUGCUUUACUCCAGCGCAUGUUUGAAGCAGAGAUAUCUCCAGAAGAAGAAGGUCCUUCACUGGAUGAGAUCUUAAACCUUUCUGCAGAUGAUAUUUACCUGAAGAACCCUACCUUUGACAAUGCUGCAUAACCUUCAGAAUGAAGGGAAAUUACUGGAAGUGGCUGGAGCAGUUUUCUAGACCUCUCUGCACCUCACGGUACAAUGUUCAAACUUACUGCAAGGCCCAUCUA